Messenger RNA from Puntigrus tetrazona (Sumatra barb), 2673 nucleotides. RefSeq names its product hydroxysteroid (17-beta) dehydrogenase 3 (gene hsd17b3). The record is from RefSeq and is a predicted model, not a curated record. Gene Ontology annotation, cellular component: endoplasmic reticulum. The transcript has 11 exons. Bases 917 to 1627 code for a protein of 236 amino acids. Lineage: Eukaryota; Metazoa; Chordata; Actinopteri; Cypriniformes; Cyprinidae. Gene Ontology annotation, molecular function: testosterone dehydrogenase (NADP+) activity.
AUUUCUCCUAAUAAAGUUAUUUAGUCGAGAGCCGUGACAGAUUUUCUCUGGUUAGUUGUUUGAUUAACACCAAUGGAUAUAUAAUAAACACUUCUUCUUGUCCACUUGUUCACUUAAGACAUGCCGUAUUUACAAGGCUGCCUGCAAAGAUGGGCAUUUUGUCAUACAUGUGCAUGUAUUUAAUCAUUCAAGACCUAUAAAGAGGCCAACGUAACAGUUCAGUACUCUACGUGCACAGUCUUCAUGAUUUCUUUUCACCGCUAAGUGCAUCUCAGUGGCUUAAAAUCAAUCGUUUUAAAGGAAAUGCUUAAAAAUGUGUGCAACUAUGGGUUUUCGUGACCACGUAUAGCACAGCAUGUAAGCAUGGUACAGCUGAUACCAGUUUGACAAAUUUAUACCAGUUAAUAGUGUCCACCGGUACAGAUAUCACCCUCCUCUCUUGCGCUUAUAUAAUACGGGUAAUAAUUUCACUCAAUUAUUUCUCUGUGUUUAUCGUACUACAUCAAAACCGGUACAAAAUACAGUUAAUACGCCUAUGCAAGCAUAGUCACAUAAGAGAAAACAGACAAAAUAGAGAAAACAGACAAAACAGACAAAAGUGCAAGGUAUAGUGAAUAGUUUAUAGUUUGUCAGAGUUCAUCGGCUUUGGACAAUAGUGACUAAAGUCCACUUACUCUGGCAGUGUUUGGGGUUCAACCGGUAGCCUUCAGUUAAAUUAUAUGCCUGAUCUGGCUGGACUAUAUUUAGCAACACUUUGCCAAAGAAUGCAUGGACAACACCAUGAAGACAUUUAAAACCGGUCCCGUAAGAUCAAGGUAGCAGUGGAAGGAUUUAAGAGCGCUCCGAGACACGAGUGGUCACUGGAGGCUCAGAUGGAAUAGGCAGAGCAUAUGCUGAAGAGCUUUCAAAACUAGGCAUGAGCGUGAUCAUCAUCAGCAGAAACCAAGAGAAGCUUGACAGAGCAGCGAAGAAGAUCGAGCUCACUACAGGACGGGAAGUCAAAGUGAUAGCUGCCGACUUCACCAAAGAUGAUAUAUACGGACGCAUUCAAGAAAACAUCGAGGGUUUGGAAAUUGGUGUUUUAGUGAACAACGUGGGGAUUCUGCCCAGUCAAAUACCCUGCAGGCUGCUUGAAACGUCUGACCUGGAACAAAGAAUAGAUGAUGUUAUCAACUGCAAUGUGAAAGCCAUGGUUAAGAUGUGCAGAAUCACUCUACCAGGAAUGCAGCAAAGAGGAAGAGGAGUCAUCCUGAAUGUGGCCUCUGGCAUAGCCAAAAUACCUUGCCCCAUUUACACCCUCUACGCAGCAUCCAAGGUUUUUGUUGAGAGAUUUUCACGGGGUCUUCAAGCAGAAUAUAAAUCCAAGGGAAUUAUUAUACAGGCGGUGGCUCCGUUCGGGGUUUCAACACCGAUGACAGGACACCAGAAGCCGGAUAUGGUCACAUUCACACCUGAAGAGUUUGUGAGGAGCUCACUGAAGUAUCUGAAGGCUGGCGACCAAACAUACGGCAGUGUUACCCAUGCUAUACUGGGCGGGAUCGUGCAGUCCAUUCCCACCUGGGUCCUGCGGAGCGAAGCAUUUCAGCACCAUUUUAGGGAAUAUGUGAAGAUGAGGGUCGGAUGCUGAGAGCUGUCCUUCUAUAAGUAUAUGUACAGUAUUGAACAUUUGAUACCUAAACACCAAAACUAAAUUAGUUUGCGCUAAUUAUGACAAUACUUUUUUGUCAUUAAUGGAAGGCCGGGAAAGAAAGGGAGAGGAAGAAAAACUGACAGGUCUUUGUUUACCCACAGUCCUUCAAAAUACACUACAUCAGUGUCAAUAACAGAACACAUUAUCGUUAUUAAUCAUAAUCAUAUCAGUAGAAAGGAGAUAGUUGAGCCGCGCUGACCUUGAUAACAUUAACAGAAGGACAAUCCCGCGAAAGGCCAAAUGACAGAGCGGGAGAUGUGGCCUUGUUAGUUUUCGUCUAUAUUUUGAGAUUAGAAAUGUUUGGUCGUAUUUAAAGUGCGUUUUAUAAAAAAGAAAACAUUAACAUCCACUAAACACUCAAAGGGAUAUUUGGCGCCACCUAGCGGUUAAACGAAGUAGUGAUCUUUACAUCUUGAAGGUGAUUAAAUGUUACGAUUUUAAGUCGUUAUCCCCUUAUAUCGACGUUUACGUGAUUAAUCACCGUAUCCACAGCAUAAUUAUGAAAACGCUGACAGCGCAACAAGAAAAAAGAAAUGUAUAUUAAUAUACGUAUGACGAUAACUUACAGCAUUUUUGUUUUUAAAAAAGGACCGCUAUAUUCACCGCAUUAAUUGUGUUAUGUCUCGUUUACCUUUUAACUACGGCAGUCCUUCGGCCGGCAGGGGGCAGAGUUUUGACUGUUAGCUGUGCUGAUUCUCUGGAGUCGAGUUUCAAAUGUGUCUCGAAGAUGCUGAGCAGCUAAAGGAUGUAAACAAGUGCAGUCUGAUGGGGGAUUUCCACGCAGAUGUAGUUGUUAAUAAAGUCGUUCGCCCUUGAGCGAGCUGUCCUGAUUGAAAUACAGUUGACAGGAUAACUAUCAGUUUUCACUUGUAUUAAAGGGGUUUCUGUUUUUACUACAGGGAAUUUCCACUAAUAAUUUAUAAUACUACUGCUUGCAACAGAAAAGACAUUUAUGUGGAAUAAAACUGAGGCAAUAAUAAAAA